UUAAAAACAAAAGAAACCUGUUAAACUUGGAAAGCCUUCGUCGGAGUUGGAACUCAAUUUGGUCGGCCUCGCCUUCAUUCCAACCAAACCCUAAACGUUGAGAUUCCAUGGUACAACUCCUCCUGCGCGCCACAACUGGUUUCUAAGCGUAAAGAUCUGGACUGCAAUAUUUAGCUAGGCCAACUCUCUGGAAUCAUGGGAAGUGCAUUCAAUCCUCAGAUUUUAGUAGAGAAGCUAGCCAAGCUCAAUAGCUCGCAAGCGAGCAUAGAGACUUUGUCACAUUGGUGCAUUUUCCAUAUGAAUAAAGCGAGGCAAGUUGUUGAAACUUGGGCCAGGCAAUUUCAUUCUUCUCCACGGGAACAAAGAUUGGCUUUUCUGUAUCUUGCAAAUGAUAUUUUACAGAACAGUAGGCGAAAAGGUGCAGAAUUUGUUGGUGAGUUCUGGAAGGUUCUUCCAGAUGCUCUUCGUGAUGUGAUUGAGAGCGGAGAUGAAUUUGGACGUAAUGCAGCACAACGACUGAUUAAUAUAUGGGAAGAAAGAAAAGUGUUUGGUUCUCGUGGCCAAAUUCUAAAGGAAGAGUUUGUGGGAAGGCAGUUGGAAAGUAAUAGAAAUGGGAAGCAUUUGGUGGUUAGACCGCCUGCUGGAACUUCAUUGGACAAGAUAGUUUCAGAUUAUCAAGCUAUUUAUGGCCAGACGGAUGAAGACACUAUCUUGAGAAAAUGUAAGAAUGCUAUCAACUGUCUUGAGAAGGCAGACAAGGAAGUUGGUGGUGAUUUCAAUUCAGGGCAAUUUCAAGGAGCUGCUUUUGCAGAGGAAGUGCAUGGGCAUCAUGCUAUACUGAGGGACUGUAUUGAUCAACUAACUGCAGUUGAAUCUUCGAGAGCUACUCUUGUCUCUCAUCUGAAAGAGGCUCUUCAGGAGCAGGAAUUUAAGUUGAAUCAACUUCGAAAUCAACUUCAGGCGGCACAUUCACAGUCGGAAAAGGCCAGUACUUUCUGCCGUCAGCUAAUGAGUAGCAGCAAUAAUUUGCAGCAGACAGACCAGAGCUCUAAAGAACAUCAUACCUCUGCUGCACCUCACAGCUUUAUGGCAGUGGGUAGAGAGCAGUUAGCUCCAGUGAUGUACACACAGCAAGUUCCUUUUGCAGGAAAAUCUGUUCAUGAGGAAGAUCCUCGAAAGUCUGCUGCUGCUGCAGUGGCAGCAAAGCUAACCGCAUCAACAGACUCAGCCCAGAUGCUCUCUUAUGUCCUCUCCUCUCUUGCUUCAGAGGGUGUUAUUCAAGGGUCUUCUGGUGAUUAUCCAUCUGAAAAGAAACUUAAACUCAAUAAUGAUGACCAAUUGCCAUAUGUGUCCCAGAGUCCUAACCCAUCUGCAUCUUCUCCCUUCCCACAUUCUGAAUCUCUCCAGCUUAAUGUGUCUACCACCGGCCAACAGUAUAUCCAUACCGAGCUGCCACCUCCUCCAUCUUCUCCUCCACCUUUGCCACCGUUACCACCAGUGUCACAGUACCCAGUAUCCCAGUAUAUGCAGGCUCCUGGGCCAACAACUUCUGUAUCUUUUACUUAUAGCGUGGCCCAGCCACAGACAUCCGCAGUACCUGGUUAUACACCAGUAGGAGCUCAACUUAAUGGGCUUCAACCUUUGAUGCCACCAGCAAAUCCAUAUCAGAAUUUCCAGGGACCAGAUGGUAAAUUUUACAGCCAACAAUCAUCCAUGCAAUUGGCGCCAAUGUCUAGGCAAUGAGAUUCUCAGUUUGAGAAGGGAGGAGGGCUCACGCUGAAGUAGAUAAUUAAACACCUCGGUGUUACAAAAGUUUGGAAGCUUUCCUUUUUCUUCCAGGAGUGGGAAGUUGAUUGCUUGUGUGCUUCUGAUUACCUAGCUAGCUAAUUAGAUCUGCACAUAGUAAAUGUCUGUAAUUUGUAUUUUCAAGUCAUUAAUUUGUGGAUUUAGAAGCUAUCCGUUGCCUGUUGAACGGAGAAUAGGAUAAUGAUGCAGUUGUUGCCUGAGAUAGAGAUGAGUUUAGACAGAAGACCUAACUAGACAGUUGCUGUAGUUUCUUGUGGACCUAUAUUCCCAUCUGUGAUUCAGUUCAUUAUAUAGAA
Argentina anserina (silverweed cinquefoil) is the source of this 2102-nucleotide messenger RNA. Its product is annotated as UPF0400 protein C337.03. NCBI's taxonomy places the organism in Eukaryota, Viridiplantae, Streptophyta, Magnoliopsida, Rosales, Rosaceae. The transcript is spliced from 8 exons. Gene Ontology annotation, biological process: mRNA 3'-end processing. The record is from RefSeq and is a predicted model, not a curated record. Bases 196 to 1743 code for a protein of 515 amino acids. Gene Ontology annotation, molecular function: RNA polymerase II complex binding.